AGAAGGACAUGAGAUGAGAGAGGUCAUUGUAUGAGACUACUGAUUCCUCCUUAUAUCUUUGGAUUUCUGGUGUCGGCAUCUACUGUAGCUAUUUUUACCACACCCAUUCACUUGACUGGUGGAAGCAGUUUUUGUCAGAAACAACUGUUGCAACUUUGGAAAACUUUGGAAAAAGCCAAGAAAAGAAAAUAAAUCCUGAUCAUAUGACUGUAGAGAGCUUGUGUUUUAGUUGAUCUGCACAGUUUUCCCCUCUUCACCAUGGCAGACAGGUGGAUCCUUCUGGUGCAAGCUCUGUGUCUUGUCCUGUCCACACCUGUGGUAGUGGGACCAGAAUGCCCCAAAGGAUUUGAACGGGUCGCCGAUCAAUGCAAUGAUACUAAUGAAUGUGAUACUAAAGAGAUAUGUGGAAAAAAUGCAGAAUGUUUCAACACGAAUGGUAGCUUCCACUGCAAAUGUGUUACUGGUUUUAGAUCAUCAACAGGGAAUGUGACUUUUUCAGCAUCAACAUCUCAGAAAUGUCAUGACAUUGAUGAAUGUAAAAAUAAAACGGAUUGCGGUCCGAAUGCAACAUGCAGAAACACACCAGGCAGUUAUCAGUGUGUUUGUGACGCUGGCUUUGGACUUAAAUCUGGCAAAUUUCACUUCUUUGGGACUCAGGAACAAUGUGAAGACAUAUGUGUCAUUAAUAAAACAAUCUGCGGAAAUGGAACCUGCCACCAUGGAGCCAGUGGCCAUUAUUGUGUAUGCCAUGCAGAGUCCUCUAACUAUGGCAGAAAAGUGUCUGGCUGCACUGCAUUAAACUGUGAUGUAUUCCAAAAUAUGACACAGACAUUUGACAGUGCACAUGAUCUUGUGAUGCAAUUGAAAACAAUCUGUCUGGGACUUACAAAAGGUGACAGUCUGACUCAAUUGGAUGGAAAGGAUAUACUGAAGAAACUGUUGUCUUUGAUCAAUGCGCUCUUGUCCAGUGGAAACUUCAAAUAUAACAAGAAAGUCUCCUACUUUCUGGACAUAGUGGAAGAGACUUUGAGGCUUAUAUCACCCUUGAUAAAGACCCCAGGGAUAAAUAUGUCUUCUACUCACACAGAGGUGCAGCUGCUUGUACAUAGAGGGGCUGACUUACCCCAGGGAGCUGUGACGUUAUCAGCUAAACAAGUUCAGCUGGACAUUCAGCUGAAGACAGCUGCAGGAGAUCUCUCCUAUUACCCUGGUUUUACAACAGUGUCCAUGCUGAGUUAUGAAAACCUGGAAGACUCUGCAAAUGGCUUUUUUGAUGGAAUGAGACCAGCGGAGAACCAAAGCUUUAAGAUCAAUUCUAAAGUUGUGACUGUCACAGUCAGUAACAGAAACACAAGUCACCUUGAAGAGCCUGUCAAAUUAACUUUUCAUCACCUGGAACAGUCUAAGGAAACACACAUGUGUGCUUUCUGGGAUUCUUCAGAGGAAGGAGGGACAUGGUCUGCUCGAGGCUGCAGUGUGGUGGAGUCCAACUCUAAAUUCACUGUGUGUUCCUGCAACCAUCUGAGCAGCUUUGCUGUGCUCAUGGCUCUCUAUGAGAUGGAGGACAAGUUUGAGCUGCAGCUGAUCAGCUGGGUGGGUCUGUUCCUUUCUUUAAUUUGCCUGUUCAUCUGCAUUCUGACUUUCUCAUUGAUCGGCUCCAUCAAAAGCCCAAGAACCACCAUCCACCUGCACCUCUGCAUCAGCCUCUUCAUUGCCAACCUAAUCUUCCUUGCAGGCAUCUCUCAAACAGAGAACCGGGUUGGCUGUGCAGUGGUAGCAGGGUUUUUGCAUUUCUUCUACCUGGCAGCAUUUUGCUGGAUGUGUCUGGAGGGCAUCCAACUCUUCAGAAUGGUGGUUCUGGUCUUUAACACCAACUUCAACACCUUUUACAUGAUGGCAGGUGGCUAUGGAGUUCCAGCUGUAAUUGUCGCUAUUUCUGCCUUAGCUAAUGCCAAGGGAUAUGGCACUAAGAGAUAUUGUUGGCUAAACCUAGAAACCAUCUGGAGUUUCUUUGGCCCUGUCUGUGUCAUCAUGAUUAUUAACAUUAUCUUCUUCCUCAUCACUGUGUGGAAGCUGGCAGAGAAGUUCUCAAGUUUAAACCCUGACCUAAACAAUCUGCAGAAAAUAAAGGCAUUCACCAUUACUGCAGUGGCUCAGCUGUGCUUGCUGGGCACCAUGUGGAUCUUAGGAUGUUUCCAGUUUCAGAAGGGCACUAUAGUUAUGUCUUACCUGUUCACAAUCUUUGCCAGCCUUCAGGGGGUCAUGCUUUUCAUCAUGCACUGUCUGUUUUCUAAACAGGUGAGGGAAGAGUAUGGAAACAUUCUUUCCAGAAUCUGUGGAACUCAGAAGAAGAGCUACUCAGAAUUCAGUUCCUCACAGCCCAGCAAAGCACGUGCAUCCAAAAGCAGCCAGGACACAGGAGAGUCUCACAUCUGAGGAGUUAAAGAGUGACUUGGGAGCAAGGUCUGACUGAUUUCCUCAAGAAUUCCAUCUUAGACAAUCAGCCAACUACUGCACUCCCAUCUGUAGACAUUACACCAACUUCACUGCAAAAUACCAUCCUUCCUUACUGUGAGUUGGCCUUUGUAUUUUGUAUGUGUAUAUAUUUCUGGCCAAUUCAAUAUGUAUUGAUAUUUGACUGCCUUCCUACACCAUUCAGUAUGCUGUAGCAUCUUUAAUGUAAUGUAUCUGCUUAUUUGAAGUUUUUCAUUUUCACAGAUGAUGAAGGUUUCUUAACUUGAAUGUUCAAAAAUUAUUUUUGCUAUUUCCUGUGACUGACCGUGUGAAUUAUGUGCCUUAUUAAUUGUGUGUUGGUUAUUUUUUUAACGAUUUUCCUAAGGCCUCUCCUGAAGUUAUCUCAUGUUUAAGGGCUCAGUGGGAAGGUCUUCCCACACUGAUCAUGAAUUGUUUAUUACUUUAUUUUAGUAAUUGUUAAUUACUUUUAGGCUGCUGAAGUAUAAAGAUAUCUUAUUUUGAUUUAAUGUCACAGUGCAUAUUUAGCUGAAAUAAUGGUGAAAAAGCAUCAGCAACCUAAGAGUAAAGUUAGGAGUUCUGUUAAAGAGCACAUGAAAACUAAAUGUCAAACCCAUGACAUUAUUUAUUUCUUCAUUUAUUUUUAGUUUCACAUUCAUGCCUGACACAUUUCAUAACUCUUUGCUUGCUGCUGAAAGAUGUAUCUGCCUGGUUCACAUAUAAGACAGAAAGUUACAGAGGAAAUAGAAGACAGGCUUCUUUUCCUUCCUGUUUAUAGGCAUGAUGGUCUCAAAGGCAACUCUGAAAUAUUGGUGCUUGAAUUUUAACAAACAAACAAACAAACAUUAAGUACAUCUCAAAUCAGAUAUAUAUUAAUUAAUUUUAAUAUUCAGAUAUAUUAAUUUAUAAUAUAUCAGUGCAGAUCAAACACAGUAUUCCCUUUUAAACAUUACCAGCCUUAUGGAGUUAGUGUUGUAUCUUUUGAUUUAUACUCACCUCAUCCCAUGGGAAGAUUUUUGAACACAUGAGUUUUUUAAAUAUGUAAAAUAUUAUAAAAUAUCUGUCAGGUGAUGUUAACAGUGGGCUCUGAGUAUUUUAUUCUUCUAAGUAAGAUUCCACAUGUACAGAAACCCUUGAGUCAUCUGAUUAUCAUCAUGCAGUUUCCUCUGAUGUCUGUGUGUACUGUAUACAUAUAUUUAUGUGACACUGGUGGAUGAUAAUCAUCAUGGUCCGUGAAUAACAGACUUGAAUCUCUUUCUGUUUUGAAGGAAACAUGAGAAUUAUCAUUUAGAAUUUAAGAAAGUGAAUUUUGAAAUAUUUGCAACAGCUGACACUAAAUUUGACUGUUCAAGUAUUCAGCCAGAACUGGAUCAGUAUUGCAAAAUGACAGUGAAGACUGAGAUCACCUCUGCUUUAAAGGCUCAGCAGAGGACAUGAAAUGUUGGGAGGGACACAAAUGUCAACAUUAGUGAUAAAUGAAUGUGACGGAGGAGGCGGCUCGGUAUUCAAAAAAGAUACACUCAUCUUCAUCUUUUAUGUAAUGUUUGUUUUUUAGUAGAAAGAGUAAAAAAAAGAGUUAUGCAAGAUGUUUUAAGUUUCAGCCUUGAUGUUUGAUUAAAUCAUGGUUCACAAGACAUCUUUCUUUUAUUAAUAAAAAAAUCUUCUCAAUUCUGAAUAUCACCCCUGGAUUGGUUUUAAUCAUGCAGUUUCUCUAUAGUUUCUUCUUUUUAACCACUGGAGGUCUGUAACUGUUUAUAUGGGGGUUGGCCACAAAGCAGACAGGUCCUGAACACAAAGGGAGAGUCAAAGGACUCUGUUGGUUGUGUUAUUUCACCAGAAGAUAAACUGACAAGUAGCCUAAGACGACAGGCCCAUUUUUUUAGGCUAAUGUUCAAGUCGGUCAAACUGUCUUAAAAAGGUGCAAGCUAAAUAUUUUUUCUUUGUUGUUCUAGUUGUAGUCAGAUACAAAAUCCAGAUAUAACACAUUGUAUAUCAUUGUGUCUUUAGGAAAAGCCCAGAUGGGAUUGUUAGGGCAGGUCUAGAUCACAGGUAAUGAAACUCAACUUAGUGGCAUU
Molecule: messenger RNA, 4547 nt
Organism: Monopterus albus (swamp eel)
Lineage: Eukaryota; Metazoa; Chordata; Actinopteri; Synbranchiformes; Synbranchidae
Gene: adgre5a
Product: adhesion G protein-coupled receptor E5a
Exons: 18
Coding region: 259-2436 (725 amino acids)
Biological process (GO): cell surface receptor signaling pathway; adenylate cyclase-activating G protein-coupled receptor signaling pathway
Cellular component (GO): plasma membrane
Molecular function (GO): G protein-coupled receptor activity; calcium ion binding
Source: RefSeq, a predicted model, not a curated record